UAAGUUCUUGGACGCAACCAAUGUGUGUAGUGACUCCGAGAAGAGGACAAACAUGUCAUUGGGUUGAAACGGAGGGGAGAUGUAUGGCGUCUUGUUUCCUUUGCUGACCCCAAACGCUAUAACCCGGGGAUCCCGAACGGACCUCCAUCCCACGUGGCACGAUAUCCGCCAGACGUCCGUUCUGGCCCCGCUUAAAUAAUUGUGGGCUCCACGCAGACAUGUGGCCACCACCUCAAUCAUGGAUUAUCUGCUACAGGAAAUGUUCUGGAUGCUUCCACAGACUUCCGCCACCUGCUAUAUCAAAACUCCGUUAUGUUCUCGUUUUGGUAUCGUUUCGGUAACAGUAGCGUGUUCCGAUCUCCUACUCCGUCGACUCGGCGAUCUCGAUCUAUGGCCGCGGCGGCGGCGGCGGAGCGCGAGCUCGGGCGACUCGAGGGGCUCCUGCGGAGCGCCGGUGGCGCGGAAGACGGCGACGAGCGGCGGGGGACCGCCCUCUUCCCCAUCGUCUUCGGCGUGGUGCGGACGGGCCCCGCGGAGGGGGAGACGCCGGAGCUGGAGCGGGUCGUCAUGCUCAACCCGCUCACCCGGGGGAUGGUCAUCUUCCAGGGCGAGCCGGCUCUGCUGUCCGAGUUGCACCCACCCGGGCUGGCGGCGGCUGGCGUGCCAUGAGGAUUGUGGAGCCUGGCGAGGAGCACGCGGACGAGGAGUGCCCCGUGUGUCUGGACGAGCUGACGAGCAACGUCGGCGGGGAGACGGCUUCGGAGGAGGAGGCGGCGUCGGCGGUGGUGAGGGAGAUGCCGUGCAGGCAUCGGUUCCACGGCGGUUGCAUCGACAAGUGGUUGGGGAUGAACGGGUCGUGCCCGGUGUGCAGGUAUCGGAUGCCGGCGGCGGAGGAGGAGGAGCCGAAGUAGGUCGGCGACGUCUUGGGCGCGGAGGGAGCGGCGAGAGGGGCGGCGAGGGUGAGCGAGCUGUUCGUUACGAUAGCUUUUGGGAGUAGCAGAGCAGGGAGGGAGAAGUCGACGAACAGCUGCAGCAACAACAAGGUGGA
This is a messenger RNA of Musa acuminata subsp. malaccensis (wild Malaysian banana), 1048 nucleotides long. The record is from RefSeq and is a predicted model, not a curated record. NCBI's taxonomy places the organism in Eukaryota, Viridiplantae, Streptophyta, Magnoliopsida, Zingiberales, Musaceae.